AUGACGAGUCAGCCCACGCGACCCUCAAUACCCCCGACGGCGGCCAUCGGCGGAGAUGCGCCAUCGAGCAUCAUCGGCCUGGACAAACAAAAUAACCCGAUCACCUCCUCCUUCGUGACCGACCUCGAAAGACUAAUCCUGAAAGCUCCUCCACUACAAGAUGUCGAUUGGCGCGGCAUUCCGAAAUUAUGCCAUAAGAACACUCAUCUCCGUGCCGCGUACGUUCAGCGCGCUGGAACACUCGCUCCCCAGGGCGAAGCAUGCAGAUCUUGUGAGAAUAACUGUGGUCCGUUCGCGACGUGUCGGACCCUGGUUGUCGAUGGUAUAGCUAUUUUUGGAGGGGCCUGCGCAAACUGCACCUUCCACGCGGGUGGACAUAAGUGCUCGUACCGUGAGGCACUUCCCAACCACGUUCUUUCGCCUCUGAAACUGCAGAAUCCCGACCACCCACUCUUGAAGGGUAGGGUUCCUCCCUCGCCCGUUCGAAAGCGCGUGAAUAGCUCUUCCCCUGGCAAGGCUGCUACGAAGAGGUCUCACAAUUACCAGCCAAGUAUUCUCAUCGAGGAUUCCGACUCUGAUAUCAAAGAAGUCCCCGCAGCCACUGCCUCUCCCAAGAAGACUCGUGGGAAUACUUCCACUCCCAAGAAGAUCCCUAUGCAGGUUACUGUCCCCAAGAAGGAGAUAACUACAUCUGUUUGGCCCAAGGAGACCGUGAGGAACAUUAGUUUAGCUCCAUUCAAGGGCCGAUGGCUCAUCUCGCCCCUGGACGACCCGCCUGUCAGUGCACUUGAUGGAGAUUUCACCUUUGCUCGCAGGGCGUCUCGUGAAAUUCCGGCCAUGAUUGCCCGUCUCCAGAGCGACGCUAUGAUCCUGAAGGAUUUCCUCGCCGAACAUAACCAGACAGAUACACCUGUGGAGUCUGAGGAGGAGGAAGCACCCCGGAAUCGGUUUUAUAACCGCUGUAAGUAG
Penicillium canariense is the source of this 969-nucleotide messenger RNA. RefSeq names its product DUF3716 domain-containing protein. The record is from RefSeq and is a predicted model, not a curated record. The transcript has a single exon. NCBI's taxonomy places the organism in Eukaryota, Fungi, Ascomycota, Eurotiomycetes, Eurotiales, Aspergillaceae. The coding region runs from base 1 to 969 and encodes 322 amino acids.